This is a messenger RNA of Manduca sexta (tobacco hornworm), 1634 nucleotides long. It is a transcript of the gene Mf-cpa, whose product is annotated as carboxypeptidase B. Gene Ontology annotation, biological process: proteolysis. The transcript has 9 exons. The coding region runs from base 16 to 1515 and encodes 499 amino acids. NCBI's taxonomy places the organism in Eukaryota, Metazoa, Arthropoda, Insecta, Lepidoptera, Sphingidae. The record is from RefSeq and is a predicted model, not a curated record. Gene Ontology annotation, molecular function: metallocarboxypeptidase activity; zinc ion binding.
AAGGCGCAAAACAAGAUGCGCAGGCGCAUCGCCGCGGCCGAGCUGGGCUGGAGUAGCUGCGUCGGAACAGUAGUCAUGGGGGCCUUGGGGAAGACGGUUGUGCUUCUGUUAGUGGCUGCGACUGCCGUAGUGUGUACACCGUUCGUAAACGAUCUAGCACCCGGACAAGAAUGGCCAGCGCGUAACUCAGUAAGACAGCCCAAUUUCGGCGAGUCACAAACCGAGGCAGUGCAAGAAGAGUUCUCCACUGACGACCCUACCAGCGAAAUCACAGAUGAUGCCGUCAUUAUUGGUAAAGCCAUCCAACCCAAAACAGAUAUACAGCGAGUAGAUUACUCCGGUGCGCAAAUUUGGAAAGUGUCCACGGAAAAAUCUGGCAGCCGAGCCGUUAUUUCAAGACUGCGAAGAAGGAACCUUAUCUCGACAUGGGGCGGCAAUCAGUAUUCAAUCGACAUACUCGUGAAGUCAGACUUCGUAAGAAACGUCACGCGGGUAUUCGAAAGGGAGAACAUUCAGUAUGAAGUUGUCAUAUUAGACUUGCAAAAGAACAUCAACGAUGAAAAUCCUCCUCUGGACGAAAACGAACUGGGAUUGCAAGACAGACGAGGUCAUCGCAUGACGUGGAAACAGUACCAUAGAUUGGAAGACAUCCACGGCUUUUUGGAUUACUUGGCUAAAACUUAUCCGUCCAUCGCUACAGUCACAACUAUAGGAAAAUCUCAUGAAGGCCGCGAUCUUAAGGUAAUACGAUUGUCUGAUGGUAAACCCACAAAUAAAGCGGUGUUUAUCGACGGAGGCAUCCAUGCCCGAGAAUGGAUCAGCCCUGCAACUGUCACUUACUUUAUCAACCAGUUCGCUGAGAACUUUGACGUCGAAUCAGAUGACAUAAAGAAUAUAGAUUGGUACUUCCUGCCUGUUGUCAAUCCUGAUGGUUAUGAAUACACACACACGGUUGAUCGGUUGUGGAGAAAGAAUAGGAAACCAUACUUAGGAACCAGACAAUGCACUGGAACUGAUCUCAACAGAAACUUCGGAUACCGAUGGGGCGGCAAAGGUUCAUCAAGUUAUCCAUGCAGUGAAAUUUUCCGAGGAACCAGGGCAUUUUCCGAACCAGAAACACAAGCAAUAAACAACUUCGUCACGAAGAGCGCAAAGAACUUCACCGCGUACAUAACUUACCACAGCUAUGGGCAAUAUUUAUUGUACCCGUGGGGUUACGACAACGCGUUGCCGCCGGAUUACAAAGACCUGGAUGCUCUUGGCAAGAGUAUGGCUGAGGCCAUAUCACAGGCAGGUGGUUCCAAAUACCAAGUCGGUUCAUCAAGCGGUCUUCUGUAUCCGGCCGCAGGCGGUUCUGACGACUGGGCGAAGUCUCAAGGCAUCAAAUAUACAUUCACAAUCGAGCUGAACGACACUGGACGAUAUGGCUUCGUACUACCCACCACCCAUAUCGAACCGGUGGCGCGAGAGAACCUUGCAGGACUGAGAGUGUUGGCAAAUCAAUUGAUGAAAUAAGAUGCCAUCUGAUUAAUAUUUAUAAUGUAUUUUAAGAUAAAUUAAUUUAGGUGAUAAGCGUAAGACAGAAAAAGACUGUCUAUAUGUAAGGAUUUAAAUAAAUUGAUAUGAAAAAUUUA